CAGCCCGAGGGGAGCCCCCAGGAUGCGGCUGAAGCCCGGCGCGCUCCUGCGCUUCUACAGCCUCUGCGGGAUCCUCAUACAAGUGGCUGCUACAAAGAGCAGAGGUAGAGGCAGCCAAGGACAGUUUCCACUUACACAGAAUGUCACCGUUGUGGAAGGAGGAACAGCUAAUUUGACCUGCAGGGUCGAUCAAAAUGAUAACACCUCCCUCCAGUGGUCAAAUCCAGCUCAACAGACGUUGUACUUUGAUGACAAGAAAGCUCUGAGGGACAACAGAAUUGAGCUGGUUCGAGCUUCGUGGCAUGAACUGAGCAUCAGCGUCAGUGAUGUGUCUCUGUCGGACGAAGGGCAGUACACCUGCUCUUUAUUUACUAUGCCUGUCAAAACUUCCAAGGCUUUCCUUACCGUUCUCGGUGUUCCUGAGAAACCACAAAUUACUGGAUUUACUUCACCAGUUAUGGAGGGAGAGAGGAUGCAGAUAACAUGCAAGACUUCUGGUAGUAAACCAGCAGCUGAUAUCAGAUGGUUCAAAAACGACAAAGAAGUUAAAGAUGUUAAAUAUUUAAAAGAAGAAGAUGCAAAUCGUAAAACAUUCACAGUCAGCAGCACGCUUGAUUUCCUAGUGGAUCGCAGUGAUGAUGGUGCAGUUUUAAGCUGCAGAGUAGACCAUGAGUCCCUAAACUCUACACCUCAGAUAGCAAUGCAGGUUCUAGAAAUACACUAUACACCUUUAGUUAAAAUCAUUUCUUCCAAUUCAUGGCCUGAAGAAGGACAAUCUAUAGUUUUGACUUGUGAAUCCAAAGGAAAACCAGUGCCAGAACCAGUCCUGUGGACGAAGGAUGGUGGAGAGCUACCGGAUCCGGAAAGAAUGGUUGUCAAUGGCAGGGUCCUAAGCAUCAGCUUCCUUAACAAAACGGACAAUGGCACGUAUCGAUGCGAAGCAAAAAAUCCUAUUGGCCGAAACAGCACAGAAUAUGUCCUGAUAGUACAUGAUGUUUUCAACACUUUGCUUCCCACUACUGUCAUCCCCUCCCUUACCACUGCAACAGUCACAACCAAUGUAGCCUUAACAGCCAGCAAAACCACAUCGGCAACAGCCAUCAGCACCAGAGAUCCGAAUGCUUUUGCUGGAAAGACCGGUCCUGAUCACGCUCUUAUAGGAGGAAUAGUGGCUGUAGUGGUCUUUGUAACACUAUGUUCUAUAAUUCUGCUUGGUCGAUACCUGGCAAGACAUAAAGGAACUUAUUUAACAAAUGAAGCAAAAGGAGCUGAAGAUGCACCGGAUGCCGACACAGCCAUUAUCAAUGCAGAAGGCAGUCAAGUCAAUGCAGAGGAGAAAAAGGAGUAUUUCAUUUAGAUGCAGAGCUAGAGUCUUGGAGUUUUACUAUCAGGCUGACUGCUGGAGAAAACUGGCUAUCAUUUUUCAGAAUUCAUUUCUGCCAUCUUCUGCUAUCUUUAUUAACUCACAUUCCUGCUAUAAGUAGCCAGUUUAUGCCAACAAUCAGCUGUUGACAAUAUCAUUCUAUAAUUACAGUAUCAUGCAUAAUGCAGGACAUUUCUUAUUGCCUAAAUUCAUAUCCACUGCUCUCUUAACAUACAGUGCUUGAAUAUACAGCCUUAACAAUGUUAAUCAUUAUCGUAAUCCAAGUUUUCUACAUUUUUAAACGUGUGCAGCUUUCUUCCUCUUCUGUUUUCUUUUGUCAUGCUCCAUAUCAGUAUGUCAUAGAGUAUUCAUAAUAAAUGCUGUUAGGUAAGGACUUAAUUUACUUACAUAAAAAAAAAGAAGUCUAAGAUUAGAGGUUUACAAAGAAUGUUUUAUACAUGUCUAAUAAUUCAAAAAGCRACUUGUUUUGAGACAUAUGCCCUAGGAAAACAUAACUGGAAGUUUUGUAGUAUAGUUUCUUGUAUGCUUGAGCUUGUUGGAAAAGAAGUAUCAGUCCGCUUUUAUUUUAUUUUAUUUUAUUUUGUUUUGUU
Molecule: messenger RNA, 1974 nt
Organism: Nothoprocta perdicaria
Lineage: Eukaryota; Metazoa; Chordata; Aves; Tinamiformes; Tinamidae
Gene: CADM2
Product: cell adhesion molecule 2
Exons: 11
Coding region: 23-1357 (444 amino acids)
Source: RefSeq, a predicted model, not a curated record